GCAAUGUACGAGUGCGACGCGCUGCCUUUGCAUGCCGCAGGCAGGGCGCACCCCCCACCACGUUAUCCUCAUGUCCUGUUCCUUCCGCUUCCACUCCUCCGCCCUACCCGCAGCCGCUGCACGGCUCCACCUCUCCCGCGGACUCCGGCCGCCACCGUCACGCCGUCGCCUGCACAACACAUUCUCACCCACCCUUUCCAUCUCCCCGCCCUCCCGUCACGCCGCCAUCGCCGCCGCCGCCGCUUCUCCCCUCGGCGCAUCUCAGGAGGCAUCGGCGAUGGCGGUGUCCGCGUCGGAGGGCGUUGGCCAGUACGAUCUGCUGAUUGUUGGGCCUGGCGUGCUUGGCCGGAUUGUGGCGGAGAGAUGGCAGCAGGAGCAUCCAGGUUGCAAAAUUUUUGGUCAUACUGCAACCACAGAUCAUCACAGUGAAUUGACUCAACUUGGGAUCAUUCCCUCCUUGAAAGGACCAGCUGUUCAGAAAGUUCCGUACGUUAUUUUCUGCGCUCCUCCUUAUCGGACAGAUGAUUACCCAGGAGAUCUGAGAGUGGCAGCAUCAAACUGGAAUGGACAAGGCUCUUUCCUGUUUACAUCGAGCACUGCUGUGUAUGACUGCAGUGACAAUGGAUUGUGUAGUGAGGAUUCUCCUUGUGUGCCAAUUGGUAGGAGCCCUCGUACUGAUGUGCUCCUAAAAGCUGAAAAUGCCGUCCUUGAGGCAGGAGGAAGUGUUCUCCGGCUUGUAGGACUUUAUAAGAGUGAUAAAGGUCCUCACAUUUUUUGGUUAUCGAAGGGAACUUUUGAUUCACGUCCAGAUCACAUACUCAAUCUGAUACACUAUGAAGAUGCUGCUUCUCUUGCAAUUGCCAUUAUGAAAAGGAGACUACGUGCUCGUGUUUUUGUUGGUUGUGACAAUCAGCCUCUAUCUAGGCAAGAAAUAAUGGACCUUGUUAAUAGAAGUGGGAAAUUUGAUACGAAGUUUCAAGGCUUCACAGGGACUGAUGGUCCUUUAGGGAAGAGGAUGGAGAAUUCCAAAACUCGUGCUGAGAUUGGGUGGCAACCGAAGUAUCCAAGCUUCACAGAAUUCCUUGGUUUGAGCAAUUAGUAUCCAUGUAUAUCACAACAUUUUACGGUUUCAAUUCAAUAUUAAAGCAUUGAUGUGAAUGUGAUUCCUCUGGCAGUUGUUUUUUCUUUGGUUAUUCUCAGUAUGUGAGAGCAUAUGUGUUGAUUUGAUUUGUAAUGUAUGAUAAUUCAUUAUUACAUAAUCGACUGUACCAUACCAAGAA
This is a messenger RNA of Oryza sativa Japonica Group (Japanese rice), 1280 nucleotides long. The record is from RefSeq and is a predicted model, not a curated record. Lineage: Eukaryota; Viridiplantae; Streptophyta; Magnoliopsida; Poales; Poaceae.